Histoplasma capsulatum G186AR is the source of this 753-nucleotide messenger RNA. RefSeq names its product maleylacetoacetate isomerase MaiA. The record is from RefSeq and is a predicted model, not a curated record. Gene Ontology annotation, cellular component: cytoplasm; mitochondrion. Bases 1 to 753 code for a protein of 250 amino acids. Gene Ontology annotation, molecular function: maleylacetoacetate isomerase activity; glutathione transferase activity. Gene Ontology annotation, biological process: glutathione metabolic process; L-phenylalanine catabolic process. The transcript has a single exon. NCBI's taxonomy places the organism in Eukaryota, Fungi, Ascomycota, Eurotiomycetes, Onygenales, Ajellomycetaceae.
AUGGCCUCCGAAAAUCCGAGAAAAAACCCCCAAUUCCAUCUAUAUUCCUACUACCGCUCCUCCUGCUCCGCCCGCCUCCGUAUCGCCCUGAACCUCAAACAAAUCCCCUACACAACCACGUUUGUAAACCUGCUGAAGGGUGAACAACUUUCACCAGCCCACCGCGCGCUGAACCCUUCCGCUACGGUUCCAAUUCUCAUCAUCACCUCAAGCUCUAAUCCCAACCCAACCACCUUCAGUAGCAUGACUGACAACCUAAUGACCUCCAUCACAAUCGGCCAAUCCAUUGCUGCGCUUGAAUAUCUUGAAGAGAUAUCCAUCAAUACAGAUACAAAUACAACCCCCCUCCUCCCCCCAUCCACCUCACCACAUGCCCGCGCCCAAGUCCGCACCCUUGUAAAUAUCAUAGCCUGCGAUAUCCAGCCUGUCACAAACCUGCGGAUCCAGCAGCGAGUCAAAGCCCUGGGCGCAGAUAACACUCUCUGGGCUCAUGAGCUGAUGGAAGCUGGAUUUGCGGCACUCGAAGCGCAGAUGUUGACCAGUGCAGGCCAGUAUUCAGUUGGUGAUGCUGUAUCAAUGGCAGAUGUGUGCCUGGUGCCAGCAGUGUGGGCAGCGCAGAGGUUUGGGGUAGAUUUGGGGACAUUUCCCACCGUGUCCAGGGUGGCGGAGAUGUUGGAAAGUUUGGAGGCGGUGAGAAGGGCGCAUUGGGCGAGGCAGCCAGACACACCAGAAGAGUUAAGGGCAGUGGAUUGA